AUGGCUAUCCACUUCGGGUCAAAGAAUUUGCCCAAAGACUACAUUACAGACUUACUUAGAAAGAACGGGUUUCUUGAGCCAACUCCAGGUUCAAAACGGAGGGGAUUUGCAGAAAAGGGUCUACCGAGGUUCCGAGUUCCAGAUUCAGAGAAUAUCAGGCAUCGACUGAGGAAUGAGAUCUUCAACCCUUUGGCCAAAAUCUCACACCACUACAUGAUACCAUCCACUCAAGACCCUCAACAGAAUGGUGCCCGUCCUGCUGCUGUUCCCACUGCCCAUAUUUCGAGUAUGAAGUCAGGAAAUAUGCUAAGUAACCACACUAACCUCCAGCACAAAAGAGCGGCGAAUGUCCAGACUAUUGCAAAUUCGGAGCCUAUUGUUAUUAGCGAAGACGAGGAUGACAGCAUUGCCAUGCCUCGUGCAGCCCCUAGCGUGGCUCCUUCGAAGUGCCAGCACAUAUCAUCUAUGGGAAAUGGGGGCCGGGCUGAGCGUGAUAAUGCUGCGACUACCAGCCCUCCAUCGUCUCCUCCGCAUUCCCAAUAUUCACUUGCAUCCCGUGCCCAAGAGGAGCUAAGGAGAGGCCUGAGAUAUGGCGGUGGAAGGACCCGGCCUCUGGUUGACACCGAGUCGCAGGUUGCCUCUGUGAAUCAGCCUGUAAAGCAACAGCCAUUGAAACGGCGUAAACUUAGCAAUGCGGCCCAUCCCAUUGACAUCGGCGACUCUGCUGCAGAAGAGAGCGGUUAA
Molecule: messenger RNA, 744 nt
Organism: Trichophyton benhamiae CBS 112371
Lineage: Eukaryota; Fungi; Ascomycota; Eurotiomycetes; Onygenales; Arthrodermataceae
Product: meiosis specific protein Hop1, putative
Exons: 3
Coding region: 1-744 (247 amino acids)
Source: RefSeq, a predicted model, not a curated record